Messenger RNA from Paraglomus brasilianum, 1107 nucleotides. The record is from the annotation of a GenBank genome assembly. Lineage: Eukaryota; Fungi; Glomeromycota; Glomeromycetes; Paraglomerales; Paraglomeraceae.
AUGGGCAGCUUCUUAUCCACACCACGGUCCGUACCCAGUUUCUCUAUCUCACGUUGCUCACGCCAACAGUCUUCCAACCCUCGUGUUACCGCUAGUCAGUUUCCCACAGGACAAGCUUCGUGUGCGAGCGGAAUGUGUCCACAUGGUGCCCUUAAAAUCCCAUGCUCUGUACAAUGUUCCUCGCUCUCCCUCCCGGCCUGUACUCUGCCACCAAUUUCGCGACUCUCCUCUCUUCGCUCGUCCCUUCGUUCCUCUUCUCCAUAUGGCGCUUGUCCUGCUUGUUCAACACGGCUCACCUCUCCGGGGUGGUGCUCUCCUUGUGAAUGUCUCUCCUUUACAAAUUCAUUUCCCCUCUGGCACACCGGGUCAGCGCUGAUAACACGCUUAAUUCGUCAGAUUCAGCUUUCUGCAACUGGAUGGGACGAUUACGUUGAUUGGAUACCAUGGGACUGUAUACAACACGUGAAGUUUUACUCUGAAGGCGUUUAUGGAAGAUUAUACAAGGGUUAUAUAACAAAAGAGCAUGAAACGAGAUGGAUCAAAUGGAGAUUUGAAAACGAGAUUGUUGAAGUCACGAUCGUUGAUGGUGGCUGGAAGAUUGACAGUGAUAAUGAAACAACUGGAAUUGGGAUAGGCACAGACACGGUAGAGUAUGUCGGACAGCCAAUAAAUGAAUGGAUUAAUGAAGAUAGGGGUACAGGUGUUUUAACCAGACCUCAAAAUGCGUAUAGGGAAAAAUCCAGUCUCUCAGACGAUGAUUUUAUGUACGAUUCAGACAUUGUUGAAAAAUCCAGAACUAUGUUUUUUGAAGUAGAACACAAUGAUCAAAGCUCGAUAGAUGAAUCUCUAGAUGAAUAUAUCGACCAGGCCGACGAGAGCGAGGAUGAUGGGGAGAUCCGCCCCUACCUACAUUGUACAGGUUAUGAUGGUCUGUUGACCGUAUUUGGCGUCACCCGAGAUCCCGUAACAAAACGCUAUCUUCUCGUUCUUGAAACCGCCUACCUAUCCCUAAGAACUUGUCUCUAUGCCCCGAACGAUGAGGAGAUUAAAAAGUUUCGAAGGCGCUUAAGAGGGCGGGGAAAGAAGGGAUGGACACGAUGUAGAUGA